Messenger RNA from Trichoplax adhaerens, 1275 nucleotides. RefSeq lists its product as uncharacterized. The coding region runs from base 1 to 1275 and encodes 424 amino acids. The record is from RefSeq and is a predicted model, not a curated record. Gene Ontology annotation, molecular function: microtubule binding. Lineage: Eukaryota; Metazoa; Placozoa; Uniplacotomia; Trichoplacea; Trichoplacidae. Gene Ontology annotation, cellular component: microtubule; mitotic spindle; nucleolus. The transcript has 14 exons. Gene Ontology annotation, biological process: mitotic cytokinesis; establishment of mitotic spindle localization; mitotic chromosome condensation.
AUGUCCAAUUUUGAGUCAUUAGACGAACUGAAAGCUUUGAAACGACCGCAGUUGCAAAAGCUUUGCAAAAAACAUGGAAUUAAAGCAGCUGGAAAGAACAUCGAAUUGAUAGCUGCCCUUAAGAGAAUAUUGCUCAAACCUAAAGUUUCUGGUAAUACCUGUAUGUGUGUUGUAUUGGUAUUCCACACCAUUAAGAAUGGCAAGAUUGAACCAGAAAGUAUCUGCGAUUCGACUACUGUACGUCGUCAGACUUACGAUAAGGAUGUUAAUCCUAUCAGUUCUAAAGAGAAUCAAGACCCUGUAGAACUUCAGGUAAAAGUUGUGAAUGAUAACUUAUCUGUUGGCAAAGUUCAGGCUGAUCUGAUGAUGGAGCUAGGUGAAAGAGUGGCUGCUCGUAAGGCUCUGGGAUCUGAGACUGAUACAUCUAAUAGCCCGUGCAUACAAAAGCCAACCAAGGUAAAAGAAAAGCCGCCUUCUCAAGUUUCAGAUCCACCUAAGACUAGAAAAAGAGCUCAAAAGAGCAAUGGACCAACUAAAACCAGUAACAUAGCUAAGAAAAGUGCAUUAAAAAAAGCCGACUCAGUUUCGUCCUCCAAAAAACCAGCAAGAAAAGCCACCAAACUCCCUGAUUUCAAAAAAUUGCACGCUCAAAACUUCAGCAAAUUCGGCGAAUCACUAGAUACUUAUCUAGACAAGAAAAAUAAAAGGCGGCAGUAUUUAACGCAAAAACUGCAAAAUAGUGUUGAAAAGAGGAAAAUUGUGAAAGAGCCUACUGUUAGCUUUUCAAGCCAAAUUCCAGUACAUUUCAACUUUUCAUUAAACGAUACAACAAAGACUGAAUUCAAUAAUCGGACACCAUCACGUCGACACGCUAAGACACCAAAUAAAAAGAUUCGCAGUACAGUGGUAUCAUCAAAACAACCAAAAACCCCUAUGAGUUUUAAAACGCCAAAUAAGCGUAUGAAGAAUGCAUCAAUAAAUCAAGCUCAAACACCGUUACAACGAGUACAGUUUGAAGAUAGCGCUUUUCAGAGAAGGAAAAAUUAUGAUUUAUGCAGAAGGAAAUCGAUUGGUGCAACGUCAGCAAAGAAAUUAGCUAGAGAAAGAAUAAGAUCCAUUCAAAAUCAUCCGCAAGAUAAUACAGUCUCACACGAGAUUGACGUCAAGAAAGUCAAAGUUCCAACCAGGGAGCAGAGACGAAAUAAUGCUUUGAAAGACAGAUCGAAAAAGAGAAACGACGCAGUGUUUGCUCGGCGUGGAAUUCAACUACGUUAA